Molecule: messenger RNA, 2022 nt
Organism: Anguilla rostrata (American eel)
Lineage: Eukaryota; Metazoa; Chordata; Actinopteri; Anguilliformes; Anguillidae
Gene: nle1
Product: notchless homolog 1 (Drosophila)
Exons: 13
Coding region: 133-1563 (476 amino acids)
Biological process (GO): Notch signaling pathway; ribosomal large subunit assembly
Cellular component (GO): nucleolus
Molecular function (GO): protein binding
Source: RefSeq, a predicted model, not a curated record
CUUUGUUGCUUCGGUUGCUUCCGUCUGUCGCUCUACUUUGUCGUCACUGCUAUGUAAUCAUAAUGCGCUCUCCUGAAAUAAAAAAGAAAACACGUGUGAUACUUGUCAACUCAAGACAACUCUAAGGUCAGGAUGAGUGAGGAGGCAGAGCGUUUGUUGAUCCAGUUUCAGGAUGAGGGUGGCGAGGCCUUGGGGUCCCCCUUUGAUGUCCCGCUGGACAUCACCCCAGACAAACUGCAGCUGGUCUGUAAUGCACUCUUGCAGAAGGAGGAGCCGGUGCCCUUGGCCUUCUUCGUGAACGAGGCGGAGAUCGUGUCGUCACUCCGUGUGUGCGUGCAGGCGCUGGACCUGGAGACGGAGCGGGUGCUCCCGGUGGUGUACCAGCCGCAGGCGGUGUUUCGCGUGCGUGCCGUCGCCCGCUGCACCAGCUCUCUGCAGGGGCACACGGAGGCCGUCAUCUCUGUCGCCUUCAGCCCCACGGGGAAGUACCUGGCCAGUGGUUCGGGGGACACGACGGUAAGGUUCUGGGACCUGACGACGGAGACGCCGCACCACACUGCCAGAGGACACACUCACUGGGUUCUCUCAAUCGCCUGGUCACCUGACGGCAAGAAGCUAGCCUCUGGGUGCAAGAACAGCCAGAUAUUCCUGUGGGACCCCAGCACGGGCCAGCAGGUUGGGAAGACCCUGACGGGACACACCAAGUGGAUCACAUGGCUGUGCUGGGAACCCCUGCAUCUUAACCCGGAGUGCCGGUACCUUGCCAGUUCCUCUAAAGACUGCACGGUGCGGAUUUGGGACACGGUGUUGGGCCGCAGUGAUAAGAUCCUGACGGGACACACUCAGUCAGUCACCUGCGUGAAGUGGGGCGGGGAUGGGCUCCUCUUCACCUCCUCUCAGGACAGGACCAUCAAAGUGUGGAGGGCCAAAGAUGGGGUGCAGUGCCGCACCCUGCAGGGCCACGCCCACUGGGUUAACACUCUGGCACUCAGUACCGACUACGUUCUCCGGACUGGAGCGUUCGAACCCGCAACCGCCACCGUCAACGCCCAGGACCUCCCUGGAUCGCUGGAGGAGCUGAAGGAGAAAGCCCUGCAGAGAUACAACAGUGUGAGGGGCCAGGGGACGGAGCGGCUGGUGUCGGGCUCUGACGACUUCACCCUGUUCCUGUGGAACCCCGCGGAGGAGAAGAAGCCGCUGGCUCGCCUGACGGGUCACCACGCCCUCAUCAACGAGGUGCUCUUCUCCCCCGACACCCGGCUGCUGGCCAGCGCCUCCUUCGACAAGUCCAUCAAGAUCUGGGACGGCAAGACGGGCAAGUACCUGACCUCCCUGAGGGGGCACGUGGCGGCCGUGUACCAGGUGGCCUGGGCGGCCGACAGCAGGCUUCUGGUGAGCGGAAGCAGCGACAGCACCCUGAAAGUGUGGGACGUGAAGACGGGCAAGCUGAGCGUGGACCUGCCUGGGCACGCCGAUGAGGUCUUUGCUGUGGACUGGAGUCCAGAUGGACAGAGAGUAGCCAGCGGUGGGAAGGACAAGUGUCUUAGGAUAUGGAGGAGGUAGCCCUUCUGCAGCUAUACACACCCUGUGAAAACUACACCUGCCCAACGCCUUGCAACCUGGCGUCGCCCUGCAUCACAAACGGAGUGCCAAGGGGACUCUGGCCAUUUUUAAGGAGCACAGAGUGAACCUUAUCCUUUUACCUUCAAUGCACCUCUCUGCCGAGUGAUAAAGACCUUCACUGCCUGCAAGUCAAGUCAUGUGACAGUCAGAGGAGGUGAGGGUAAUCGAACCACUGCUUCUCACCGAUCACCUUACCUUAAUCCUUACUGUCUCUGGAGGUUCUAUCUUGGAAAUAGAUAUGGAUCUUUGUUUUGUCUUGUGUAAGUGUCUCUCUGUAUUUACUCAUUUUCUGAAUAAAUACAGAUCAGAUGUGGGCUCCCCCAUUGGUCCCCACUCCUCAUUCCAGUUUUGAAUAAAUGCAGACUCCAGUUCUCUGGGGUCUUUGAGAGUCACAAAGUA